Messenger RNA from Nerophis lumbriciformis (worm pipefish), 1518 nucleotides. Lineage: Eukaryota; Metazoa; Chordata; Actinopteri; Syngnathiformes; Syngnathidae. The record is from RefSeq and is a predicted model, not a curated record.
AUGCCCGCGGAAAAGCGCUUUGUGUUCUCCGCUCGCAUUAUUGGAGCUGUGCAGAGGCAGGCACCGAAACUUAAGAUGUUCAUGAUAUCAGUGCUUUGGUCAGAUGAGAAUGAAGUGAUUGUCUAUAGGUCUUUUGAAGAUUUCAAGAACUUUCACAGGCAGCUGAAAAAGAAGUUUCCUCUCUUCAACUCAAAUAACAGCAGAGUGAUUCCCAAAUUUAAAGGGGAGACUCAAGCAAAUGGCCUCCAGCAAAGCAAAUCCAAGCGAUACGUCCAACGAAUGAAGGGCUUGGAGAGCUACUGCAACAAACUGCUCAUGUGUGACCAAAUGGUGACCCAGAGUUCAGAGGUCACCCAGUUUUUCACACCGCGCGACCACGACACGGAGCAAGAUUUCACCAAGAACAGCAUCAUGAUCCUGCUGUCAGAUGAUAACUCGGGCGGAGGUGGGAGCGGAGGGAUCAGUGGUGAAGGAGGAGGCUCCAUAACCCACCCAUUUGUCACCGAGACAUACCGCUGCGUGGCCGCCUAUGAGACCAAAGACACAAACAAUCGCCCUUUUAAAGUGGCCAUGGAUGAAACAUUGGACGUCCUGAUUAAAGAGCCUUCUGGUUGGUGGUUGGUGGAGAAUGAGGAGAAGCAUAUUGCCUGGUUUCCUGCUACUUAUCUGGAAAAAGAGGAAAAUGAUAACAGUGGAUUCCAGACGGAAGGUCCACUCUACUGUGCCGUGCGGAAUUACUUCACCAAGAAGCACGAUGAGGUGUCUUUGCCGAUUGGUUCCGUGGUGGAGGUGCUAAAGAUGUCCGAUGACGGCUGGUGGCUCACCAGAUUCAAAGGGAAAGUGGGCUACGUCCCUGCUAUGUACCUUCAGCCCUACAACAACCCUCGGACAGGACUUUUCAGUUUAAAGAACAAGCUAAAUAGAUCCUCGCUCAACUUGACAAUCAGCGGAGCCCCUCUGGACGCCUCUACUUCUUCAGUCCAACACACCAGGGAAACUCACGCAGGGCAAGGUUCUGGAGUCCAGUCCAGAGCUCGGCCAAGUGGGCUUGGUAAUCUGGCUAAAGCCAGAUCCAUGGAACUUCUGUCAGAGACUCAAAAUCAGACUGCUAUUCCCGUCUGGGAUGAAUUCAUCCACACCCACGUGGACGGUCACACUCGUAGCAUCAGCACAAGCUCAAACGCAGAAUCCAGCUUCUUCUCGGUCCGCAGCAUGUCUUCACCAUCCACAGUAGACGCGUUCCUACCCUCUCUUCAAGAGAGCGUGAACGUGAAUAAGCGUAGGAACCAGGAACGCCGGAACUCCAGCGCUAGUUUUUUUAGUGAUAUAAGUUCUGGAAGUUCUGGGAGCUUCAGCUCCAGAGGCAGCGACAUGGGCACGGUUGCUCCAUCGGUGCCUCCAAGACCCAAGAAGGAGGAAAUUAUGAACAGGUGCUCCGCAAAUACCCAAAAAGCUGCUCUGGCGACUAAACCCAACCUCCAGAUGAGGCCUGAAUCAAGAAUUCACACUCGUUUGUAG